Messenger RNA from Corticium candelabrum, 1567 nucleotides. Its product is annotated as NADH-ubiquinone oxidoreductase 49 kDa subunit-like. The coding region runs from base 4 to 1398 and encodes 464 amino acids. Lineage: Eukaryota; Metazoa; Porifera; Homoscleromorpha; Homosclerophorida; Plakinidae. The transcript is spliced from 16 exons. The record is from RefSeq and is a predicted model, not a curated record. Gene Ontology annotation, molecular function: quinone binding; NAD binding; oxidoreductase activity, acting on NAD(P)H. Gene Ontology annotation, biological process: mitochondrial electron transport, NADH to ubiquinone.
AAAAUGGCGGCCGCUUGUCGGAGAGCGUUUUCUCUCACCAAACUUUUCCAGAGUUGUAGACCAGGCCAGGCUUUGAGCGCGAGGUUCGCCUCUGCUCGUCAAUGGCAGCAAGACAAGGAAGAACUGGAGCCUCUAAAGUUACCCGGGCCACUCGCCGAGUACACAGGAAACGUUCUCUACCCGAACGAAGAAUCAGAAAAAUGGGAUAUCGACGAACCGGUGCCCGAUAAACCCGUUCAGAACUUUACAGUCAACUUCGGUCCUCAACAUCCAGCCGCUCACGGCGUCCUACGACUCGUCGCCGAGCUUUCAGGCGAGGUGGUGCAGAGGUGUGACCCGCACAUCGGGCUCCUACAUCGCGGCACAGAGAAGCUAAUCGAGUAUAAGACAUACAUGCAGGCGCUUCCGUAUUUCGACCGACUCGAUUACGUCUCCAUGAUGUGCAACGAGCAAGCCUUCUCAUUGGCCGUCGAGCGGCUCCUCAAUAUCGACAUCCCAGUGAGAGCCAAGUUUAUCCGAGUUCUGUUUGCCGAGAUUACUCGACUGCUCAACCACAUCAUGGCAGUCACCACGCAUGCGCUCGAUGUUGGUGCGAUGACUCCAUUUUUCUGGAUGUUUGAAGAGAGAGAAAAGAUGAUGGAAUUCUAUGAGCGAGUGUCAGGAGCGAGGAUGCACGCUGCGUAUGUUAGACCGGGUGGAGUAGCUCAGGACCUUCCUUUGGGACUGAUGGAAGAUAUUUAUAAUUUUAUGAGGCCGUUUUCUGUACGAAUUGAUGAAGUUGAAGAGAUGCUGACUAAUAAUAGGAUAUGGAAGCAGAGGCUCGUUGAUAUUGGGAUUGUAACAGCAAAGGAGGCACUUGACUAUGGGUUUAGUGGAGUGAUGUUGCGCGGUUCCGGCAUUCAAUGGGAUCUAAGGAAAGUACAGCCUUACGAUGCAUAUGAUCAGGUUGAUUUUGAUGUUCCUAUUGGUCGCCAUGGUGACUGUUAUGAUAGGUAUUUGUGUCGUGUGGAGGAGAUGCGGCAGAGUUUACGAAUAAUACAUCAGUGUCUGAAUAAAAUGCCAGAAGGCGAAGUAAAGAUCGACGACGCAAAAAUCACUCCUCCCAGUCGAGCAGAAAUGAAGGACUCAAUGGAAGCUUUGAUUCAUCACUUCAAGCUUUUCACUGAGGGUGUCAAUGUGCCACCUGGUUCCACUUAUACAGUCAUAGAGGCACCAAAGGGCGAGUUUGGUGUCUUUCUAGUGUCCGAUGGCACGAGCCGGCCAUACAAAUGCAAGAUUCGAGCGCCGGGCUUCUUCCAUUUGGCCGGACUCAAUCACAUGGCAAGCGGUCACAUGCUCGCCGAUCUCGUGGCAAUUAUUGGCACGCAAGACAUUGUGUUUGGGGAGAUCGAUCGAUGAGUGUCAGAAUUGUAGUGUAGUCACCACCUUGUGUAGAUGGAUUGUUUCAUGUGUGUGUCUCUCUCUGUGUACAUACACACACACACACAGACUGUCUCUCUGAUCUGUUAGUAUGCAGAUCAGUAUGUAGCCUUGCCGUCAUUAAUAUCAACCUCGUUUAAUAAUCGAA